Molecule: messenger RNA, 2069 nt
Organism: Medicago truncatula (barrel medic)
Lineage: Eukaryota; Viridiplantae; Streptophyta; Magnoliopsida; Fabales; Fabaceae
Exons: 7
Coding region: 218-1756 (512 amino acids)
Biological process (GO): UDP biosynthetic process
Cellular component (GO): cytoplasm
Molecular function (GO): UMP kinase activity
Source: RefSeq, a predicted model, not a curated record
CAUGCAAACACAAAGAAGGUUGGCCCAAAUAAACAUGUCCUGGGUCCUCCAUCUCUCCUACGUGGUAAUAAAUAAAGCAAAAAGCGCGUACACUUCACUCGCACUUAUCACUUAACGUUAACGUCACCACAACGUUAUCACACAUCUUCACCUUCUUCUUUCUUUCCCUAACGCCGUUCCCUCAAACCCUUUCACCGUCUUCUCCGCCGUUAAUCUCAUGGCUUCUUGCGACGAUGACGACGAUUUCUCUCUCCUUCACGACGAUAACAACCACCACUCUCACCACCACCACCUCCACCAAACCUUCGCACCUCACCACCACCACAACCACCACUCUCACCACCACUUCUCCACAGCUUCAGUCCAAUCCAAACACAUCACCACCUCCGUCUCCGCCGCCGUCGCCGACGACGACGGAGACGACACCGAUGACUACGGUAAUCCGUUCGACGAUGACGCUGGUAGCGAGAAACGUAAAGAUCGAGAUCGAGAUGAGAUCUGCGAUGCAACUACGUCGUAUGGAUUCAACAACAAACGGUCAAAACCGGUUUCUAGCGGUAACGGUGGAGGAAGUGCCGGAGUAGGAGCAGAGUAUAGAAAGGAUCGAGAAGAAUGGAGUGAUACAGCGAUAGUGUGUUUACUCGAAGCGUAUACAGAGAAAUUUACGCAGCUGAAUCGAGGGAAUCUAAGAGGAAGAGAUUGGGAAGAAGUAGCUUCAAUGGUGAGUGAACGGUGUGAGAAUCAAUCAAAGAGUGUGGAACAGUGUAAGAACAAGGUUGAUAAUUUGAAGAAAAGGUAUAAGCUAGAGAGACAUAGAAUGAAUAAUGGUUGUAUUUCUGCUAGUCAUUGGCCUUGGUUUAAGCAGAUGGAACAUAUUGUUGGGAAUUCGCUUCCGGCCAAGUUUGCGGAUGAUGAUAAAGCUAUUGUUCCUGCUUCAAUUUCACCUAGGCAAUCUAAGAGAUAUGGAGUGGCUACGUCCAGCAGUGGAGGUCAAGUAAACAGCCUGAAGUCCAAAGCAUUGUCAAACCUUAGAUGGCGGAGAGUUGUUCUAAAAAUCAGCGGAUCGGCACUUACCGGAUCCGAUACCUGCAAUAUUGACCCUAAGGUGGCCAUGUUAGUUUCAAAUGAAGUUGCAAUAGCUUCCCGUCUUGGUGUGGAGGUAGCAAUUGUUGUUGGAGGUCGUAAUUUCUUCUGUGGAGAUGCAUGGGUAACUGCAACUGGUUUAGAAAGAUGCACUGCAUACCAAGUUGGCAUGAUGGCAACUGUGAUGAACUCCUUACUGCUUCAAUCAACUUUAGAGAAGAUGGGUGUUCAGACUCGUGUACAAACUUCAGUUUCAAUGCAGGCGUUUGCUGAACCAUACAAUAGGCAACGGGCCAUCAGGCAUCUUGAGAAAGGAAGAGUUGUUAUAUUUGGUGGCAUUGGUUUUGGUGCUGGCAAUCCACUUUUCUCAACUGACAUAUCUGCUGCUCUUCGGGCUUCAGAGAUUAAUGCUCAGGCUGUCCUCAAAGGUACUAACGUAGAUGGUGUAUAUGACUGCAACUCACGAGACAACAAUUUCACUUUCGAGCACAUAUCCUUCAGGGAGCUAGUGUCUAGAGGUGUCACCUCUAUGGAUAUGUCAGCCCUGACAUUCUGCGAGGAGAAUGCCAUUCCUGUUGUAGUUUUUAAUCUAUUGGCACCCGGGAACAUUUCAAAAGCUUUGUGUGGAGAACAAGUUGGCACACUUAUUGACCAAACUGGAGCAAUAAGCUAACAUAACAAUUAACUCAACAAAUUCAAUUAUUGUUAGGAAAUUAGAACCAUUAAGUUGGAUACUUGCCACCACUGGGAAAUUGUAGAGCUGAAGUCCCAAAUUCCGUUUUCGUUUGCUUAUGUUGUUUACGUGGUGGUUGUACCUUUAUUAUAUUUCUGCAAAAUGUAAAAAAAGAAAUGCCUCUGUAAAUUAUUCACAGAUGAGUUGUAGAAUUGUGAUGUAUUAGGAUUAGCCUUCCUUUGUCGGUAAAAUGCGAACAGAUAUGGAGUAAUAUAACUGUCUAUUCUUGCUAGUAUACUGAUAAUUGCUUCAA